CUCCAUUCCACUCCAUUCCUCUUUCCCCCUCAGUCCUGCUGGCUGCUGCUUUUGCUGCUGCCUCCUGGCCCUCUUCCCCCACUUGUUUCUGACUCAUUGAUCUCUAUCUUGUAAUCUCUGUUCUUGCGGCAAAUCCUCCCUAGCCUGUCACUCUUCCCCGCGCCAACUGUCCUCUCCCGGUCUGCCUCGGGUUCAGCUCCUUCGACCGUCCCUAUCGUCACUGCCACCUACUCUCUAAUAGUCGCACCAGGCGGAACACAACUCUAAUAAUCGUUUCGAACGCGCAUCCUAUGCAGAAGCCAUAGAUCUCUUUUUUGCCCACCUCAUCUACCGUCGAGCCCCGUGAGGGCCCCUCCUCCGCCGCCGCCGCCCCCUAAUCCGAUCGCACCCGCAUCAUGUCCUCCUAUCAGCCGAACUCUGCCUCCUACCAAAGUCAUGCGGCGCCUCAUCUGCCCAUCCCGGCUUACAACCCGGUAGCUGCUAUGGCCGCCCCCGCGGGGACGUUCUUGCCCGGCACGAAAGUCCAAGUUGGCAGCCACCGCGUCGUCGUCGAGAAGUACCUCUCCGAGGGAGGCUUCGCCCAUGUCUACGUCGUGCGCCUACCCCAACCGGUCGAUGGCUCCGAUCGGGCGGUUCUCAAACGCGUGGCUGUUCCUGACAAGUCGGCCCUGGCCAACAUGCGCACUGAGGUUGAGACCAUGAAGAAGCUCAAGGGGCAUCGACACAUCGUCACCUACAUUGAUUCUCAUGCGUCACAACUCCGGGGGGGUGGCUACGAAGUGUUUCUGCUGAUGGAAUUCUGCGAUGGUGGGGGACUGAUCGACUUCAUGAACACGCGGCUGCAGAACCGUCUGACCGAACCCGAAAUCAUCAAGAUCUUCUCCGACGUGGCGGAAGGCGUCGCCUGCAUGCACUAUCUGAAGCCCCCGUUACUGCACCGCGAUCUCAAAGUGGAGAACGUUCUCAUUUCGCGCCAGGGGAGUGCUGCGCUUUACAAGCUGUGUGACUUUGGGUCGACCGCGCCCCCUCGCCCGGCCGCCACCUCUGCCGCUGAGGGCCGGCUGAUUGAAGAUGACGUCCAGCGCCACACGACGCUGCAAUACCGCAGCCCGGAAAUGAUCGAUGUCUAUCGGAAGCAGCCCAUCGAUGAGAAGAGCGACAUUUGGGCCCUGGGGGUCCUCCUGUACAAGCUGUGUUACUAUACCACCCCAUUCGAAGAGGUUGGCCAGAUGGCCAUCCUAAAUGCCAGUUACAAGUUCCCAAGUUACCCAGUCUUCUCGGAUCGGUUGAAGAUGUUAAUUGCCUGGAUGUUGAAGGAACUCCCGCAAAAGCGGCCGAAUAUCUAUGAAGUGGUGCGCGAGGUCUGUCACAUGCAGGGCAAGGAUGUCCCUAUCAGUGAUAUCUACGCUGCUCGCUCCACCUCGGAGGCCCGCCGGUUUCAGGAAUUGCCGCCCUCCCCCACCGAGGCGCCACAGGUUGGUGCCGUUUUCUCUCCGCCAAUCCAGGAAACACAAAUCAUUCCCGAGAUCGCGCCGAUGCGACGCGGCCGUCCGACAAGGCCAACGCAAUCCCCGCACCACUCGACCAAACCCAGUCCGUCCCCGUAUCGGGGCUCAGGAGAUCCAUUCUCAGUGCUGGACAAUGCUCAACGUUCUCGCAACUCAACGGACGAAUUCACCAAUCGAUUCCCUUCAUUGGAUCAGUUCCAGAUUCUGCACGAGAAGGGGGGCAAGUUCGACUUCGAGUCGGCCGUACCGGAAUCUAGUCCCGAUGACGAGGACCUCGCGCGGCGUCUCACUAAUGCGCUGGCGGACGAUGCCUUUGCCAAGCACCAAUCGCCCGGUCCGGAGGUAUCUGCCAGCCAGCGUCCCACGCAGCCUACAUCGACUCAAUCCGCUCCCGUCGAGCGCGCCGACAAUGUGCGCGAUGAAGGACGCGCCUCGGUGCCACUGUACCAACCUGCUCCGCAGAGACCGGCUAUGGUGUCUACUGGCACGAUGACCUCGCCGCCGGCGACGCCUGGCGUGCCCGAUUACCCACCGUCCAGUCGUCCAGUCUUUAAGUUCCCGCCCGCCGACCAUCAGCGACGUCCAUCCAGUCACAAGCGGCCCUCGGAGUCUGAUCUCAAGAACAAGGCCCCGUCUCCCGCCACGAAUGCAGUCGUACAACCUCGGGGGUCGUCCGAUCGGAUCUCCGACUUGUCGGCCUCCCCGCGGCCUUCCCUCGAGGGCGGUCGACCCAGCAAUCUGGAGGUGGACGACUCGGUUGGGCGUUCGCGGUCGGCCAACGGCCGCUCGCGCCCAGUGUCCGUCCACGCCGGGGCACGAUAUGACCUGCCCCGUGGGUCGGAGAGCGCGCGCUCGUCCCUGGAUCUACCCCGGUCGCCCUACGAGGGCGGAGCCCCCCUGCAGCAUGCGCGAACUGAGAUGGACUCCCGGGCCAACAUUUCGUCGGACGUGGACUAUCUCCGCGCGCGGGAAGAAGAAAGCAACAAGAAGCGCGAGAAGCGGUACAGUGGGACAGCCAAGCACGGAAAACGGUCCAGCUUAUCGACGCUGUCUCUGUCCGGCACCAAGAUGUUCGCGGGACGGUUCGGCGACGCGUUCCGGCGGUUCGAGCACAGCAACUCGGACAGCAAAGUGCAGUCUCCCGUGACCGAAGAGGCACCUAUCAAGUCCCCGAUGACGCUGACGAGCGCGGAUCUGACCGCGGAGCCCGCCAGUGAGCUGAUCAACAUGGACGACAACGAGGAUAUCUCGCCGGAAAUGCGGCGGGAGCUGGAGCGACGCCGGCUCUCCCAGGAGGAGAAACGCGUGGCCUCGGCGGCGGCGGAGUAUCGACGACGGGUGGCGGAGGGCGGCCAGUCGGGGUCUGGCGGCGGUUGGCGCGAGACGGGGCCACGGUCGCAGGCGAUCCAAAGCAAAGUGCAGUCCCUGCUGGGCGAGUCGACGCGGGCCGCCCCGCCGCCCAAGACCGCCACAGGCUACGGACGCUACACAGAUGAAGCCCCGGCGGCGGCUUUGCCGGCAAAGCCUACCCUCGAGACGACGCGGCCGACCCGCGGUAGCGCCCCGCUGCCGCCGCCCCCGCUCGAGCAACCGACCGGCGGCGGCGUGGGCCAACAACAACAACAGCAGCAACAGCAGCAGCAGCCGCCGCCGCAGCCCACGACGACCAGCGGACGCCCCGGCUCUUCCUCGGGGGCCCCGCGGCCAGCCCUUCCUCCCAAGCCGAAGAGUCUGCGCAUGCCCACCGGCAUGGAAGGCCAGCAGCAGGGAAGCAGCAGCUAUGAUCGGAGUCCGACGGUGGCAGCCACGCCGGCCACGCCCGGCGGCGACGACUGGGAAGCGAACUUCAGUCGACGGUUCCCCAGUCUGUCCGGUUUAGAGGUGGAGACGGAGAUCGAGCUGCCCCGCGUGGCGCCGAAUAGUCUCCGCACGAAGGAGGUUUAGUUGGGUAAGGGAGAGGGAGGUAUACAUACAUAUAUGACUUCAGAGCGUGGUUGUUGAGCGAUGUUGAGCGAUGUGAGCUAUAAUUGUAUUGAUGUGUCGGUGUGUGUUCUUUGUGUGUGUGGGUGUAUGUGUGUGGAU
Aspergillus homomorphus CBS 101889 is the source of this 3590-nucleotide messenger RNA. Its product is annotated as putative serine/threonine protein kinase. Gene Ontology annotation, molecular function: ATP binding; protein serine/threonine kinase activity. NCBI's taxonomy places the organism in Eukaryota, Fungi, Ascomycota, Eurotiomycetes, Eurotiales, Aspergillaceae. Gene Ontology annotation, cellular component: cytoplasm. Bases 396 to 3452 code for a protein of 1018 amino acids. Gene Ontology annotation, biological process: peptidyl-threonine phosphorylation; protein autophosphorylation; actin cortical patch assembly. The transcript has 3 exons. The record is from RefSeq and is a predicted model, not a curated record.